GCGCCAGUCGGGCCUACUGCGCCGUCGAUACUACACGUGUCACACGUAUCGUCCAACCUCGCUCGCGCACGCGCGCUCGCGAUCGCGAUCCUACCCAAACAUAAAAAAAAAACACAACCACCCACAUUGUGAACAAAUGACAGUGACGUUUCGGGGGGAACGGUGACAAUAACACGCAGAAUUUAAUUAUGUUUAAAUGAUAAUAAAAGAGAUCUACCAAAAAAAAUUCUAGUGUGAACUGGUGAAGCGAUCGAUUUGUCGCAGUGUUGUGAAUUUUAUGAAAUGUUAAAGCCCCCGGGUGGUUAGCGCGAUGAUGCGCAAGGAAGCCGGGGCCGCCGGCGGCGGCGCGGUGUUCUCCUUGGACGCCGCCGAGUGCAUCACCCUGCAGCAGAUCCUGCAGGCGUUCAACUCCACGAUCAGCGAGGAGCACGCCUGGGCUCUGUUCUACCAGGCCGCGAGGUGCUUCCAGAAGUGUUUGGCGGAAGGUUCCACUUGCUACUUGGCGACGGAGCCAAGGCACGUCCUGUUGCAUAAGGACGGUAGCGUGCAUCCGAGCACCCUACUGCAUCCAGGAGAUGACAUCACAAGGGAAGAAGUUACAUCAGAAACUAAGUUGGUGGUAAACCUGGCCAUUGUGAUCUACCGCGCGCUGGACUACACGCACUCUGAGGAUGAAGAGCGUCUCAUAUCUCCGGACCUAGAGGGUCUCAUCACGGAGAUGACCGGCUGCGAUGAAGCAGACGAAGACGAGGAACUCGGCGUGUUGUCUGAAGGCUCUGAGACGUCGGAAUGCGGGCGCGCAGACACCGACGAUGAGGGCAUCGAGCGGGACGCUGAGCCAGCGCCGCGGCGCAGGCGUCGGCGAAGGCGAUUCUCUCUCAAGGAUGUUGUUGAGCGCUGCGUAUGGCACUGCGGCGGCGGCGGGCGAUGCGCACGCGACGCUGCCGCGGCGCAUUACCGCGCUGUGUGCCGCGCGCUGGUCGCCGAGGCCCUGGAGCUGGCUUCCUUCCUCGCCAGAGUGCGCGUCGGCGGCGCCCGCGACCUGGGCGCAGCUGAGGAGAGCGUCACGCAUUUAGACACGCUACAGUUUUCCGAUUGGUCUAACCGCCGGAUCUGGAGGGCCUUACAAGCGCGGUUUUGGAUGCAAGUUAUUGGUGAAUUGAGAAUGGGAGUGAAAUUAAAGAAAGUGAAUUACUCCAGGACGCCCAUUGAAUAUGAACUGACUCCCUAUGAAAUUCUGAUGGACGACAUUAGGUCAAGAAGGUAUACGCUGAGGAAAGUAGAUGGUGUAAUACCACAAAGUGUUAAGAAAGACGCACACGCCAUGAUACUCGAAUUUAUUAGAAGUAGACCUCCGCUCAAAAAGGCAUCAGAACGCAAACUCCCACCAGCACGACGAGAGGCGACUCCUCGGGAACAACUCCUGGCGUCCAUCCAGGUCGGCAGGCAACUGCGGCCCACACCCUACUCGAGGAGGUUAUCGACGAGCGGAUCGGGGAGCGGGCCGGGCGGGGGCGAUGCGCGGCGCGGGGGAGAUGUCACGCCGCACGCGCAGCCUCAGAGGAGGCUCAUCAAAGUUGACUUCGAUAAUCUUGAGGACGACGAGGAUGAAGAAGAUACAGAAACAUGUGCCAGCCCUGAAGUCCUCGCGCCCCAACCCUUCCCAAGGCAUACAGCGCCACAACAAGCCCCCAAACCCUGGAAAAGAACUGAAGAGGCCCCCCGAGCCCCGCCUCGCACCAGGAUAUCACACGACGAAUACCACCAAUUCUGCGACGAGACCCUCGAAUCUUACGACUUAGCCACCCAGUGUCCAUCCCGGCGAGCCUCUAUGAGGAGGCACACAGUUACGCACGCGGCCUGCCCGCCCACCGACGGCGCUCAUUCAUUGCCACACUCCAGGCCAGGGUCCCGCGCGUCCUGCGCCGGCGCAGCGUCGCUCGCCAGCAGCGACGCCGACGCGCAACUCGGAGAACUGUCAUGGUCGAGGAGCUCACUGCAGGAUGAGCUCAUCAAGUCGGUUAGUGGCAGUCCCAACGGCUCGCAUAAACAAUGGCAAGACGCCAUAAUGUCUGACGAUCGGCUGUCGCUGACUUUGGAGGAGAUCGUUCACAUUAGGUCGGUGCUUACCAAGGCGGAGCUGGAGGUGUUGCCAGUCGAGGGCAGGGUUAAAGAAGACGUGGAGAAGAGACGGGUAUGCUUCCUAUGUUUGAAGACGAGAUUUGGAAUUUUCGGGCCUUGGGGCCAGAAAUGUAAAUUGUGCAAAAAGACUGUCUGUCAAAAGUGUUGUUCAAAGAUGCGUAUUCCAACGGAGCACUUCGCACAUGUGCCCGUGGUGCUGCUGAGCCCGUCGCUGCUGCCGUCGCCGGAGGACGAGGCGCAGUCGUCGUUCCCGAGGAGUCUCAUGUCAAGGCUGGUCUCGCCUGAACACUCGAGCGUGGUAGAGAACAGCGUGGGCAGCGCGCCGAGCAGCCCGGCGCCGGCGCGGCGCGCGGCGGGCGGCGCGCGCUCGGCGCCGGGCUCGCGCGGCGGCUCCGCGCUCGGCUUCGCGGACGCGCUCAGCGUGCCGCCGUCCGCCGCCGCUAUGUCGCGCAGUGUGGACGGGCCUGACAGCAUGCCUGUCGGCAAUCUCGUCGCGCCCUCGCCGUCUGCCACGCUCGAUAGGAGAGCGCGGUACGGGCGCAGCGCGACAGGCGUGUCGGCGGCGGAGCGGCUGCGCGGCGUGCAGAUGGCAGUGUGUCACGACUGCAAGGCGAUGGUGCUGCAGAUCAUCAAGUCCUCCCGCGCCGCGCGCUCUGCUACCCGCGACCGAGCGCUAAGGGAACUCACGCUUGACCUCGCGCCUGUUUACACUGCUGACUGCUAGACUCUGGGAUAGGCAAGGACUCACUAAUCAUUACGCUAAAAGCUGCAGCCUAGGACGGGAGCGCUGAAAUAUACCUACCUUCUCAAGUUUCAAGUCACAUGUUUCAACUAGACCAAAUUCAAAAUUGUUUAUUCUACUUAGGAUGAUAUACACUAAUAUGUACCUUGCAUCAAUAAGAUUUUAGUUGUGCUGGCUCCAGUAUUGUCUAUAGUUUCGUGGCAUUGUAUAGAUUCUAAUGUCGAGCCUGUAAGGCUGCCUGAGCUGGUUUUAAUAAAAUUCCCAUUUGAACACGGCACCGAUAUAACAUAAAGCGAAUAUUGUCUGGGUUGACGUCAUGACUCGGUUUGUUAUAAGAGAAUCGUGACAAUUUCCUGGUUCUAGAACAUUCCCGGCGCAAAUUCUUAUUAGAAGUGAAUUUUUCGCGAUGGGUUAUGACCGAACCUUUGUUAAAAAACUACAUUUACUUUUUUAUAAUGUUUACAAUUCAAAAUUUAUCAAAUCGACUCAUCAUGACGAUAAGAAAUUACCGUUUUUAGAAUAUCUAAGCCUUAUCUUGCCAUGCACAUUUAAAUCGUCAUUCCGUUCAUACAUUGCAAUGUAAUUAAAAUUCGAAUUAGACUAAUUUUCAUAUAUAUUAAACAAUAGCCACACAGUCAUAGGCUUGCUUGUAUAUAACGAACAUAUAAAAUUAUAUCCCCAUUAAUUAUAAAAUACACCAUAAAGCAACAAUAUUCAUUUCUGGAAAUAUAUAGGCAAUAAAUAUAUAGACGCGUGCCUGUAUUAUCAAUAGAAAUAUUUAUACACAAAGCCUUUAUAUAACCCAGGUGACAUUCACUGCGCUUUAUAUAGUCCUAGGGAAAUAGAUCUGAGAAGUUGAACUGAAAAAAGUACAUAACAUUAUAUAUAUAUCUACACCAUGUGUAGGAAAAGUCAUAAACUGAGAGCUUCCAAGGUUGUGUAGAAUCUAUGUUGUCUAUUCUUUUUGGUGGACCAUUAUGGCCUUUCUGUACAGAAAGGCCAGUCUGUACAGUCAUUGCCACACACUCUAAUUCGACUGCAAAAUAUCGGAUCAGUUUUUAUUACGAUAAGAAUACAGUCGUCAUUCUUAUGUUGCGGUGCUGACGUGCUAGAACUUGCAAGCUCUCAAUUAACGAAAAAGUAUAAAUUAUAUAAUUUUCCUAGAAUGGGUGUGAAGUGGCACACUGUGCGAAGAGUCUUUUUAAAUUAGACAAAUUAACUUUUUGACAAUACCUAAUGACCUUUGACAGACGUAAAAUAAACUAUUUAUAGGUACAGAUCGUCAUAGGAACAGACAUGAAACCAAGAUUCACUUUAUUUUAUAUACAAUUUUUUCGCGAUCAUAUUAUUUGGUGAAUUAUUUAAUAUUAGAAAAUGAAAAAUCUACUCCAACUAUUCAAUCUUUUCCUAUGAUAAAAUACCUAUUUACUUAAAUUAUUAAUUUCAUAUUGUUUGUCGCACAAAACAUUGAUUUUUUUUACAAUAAUUAAGUCAUUAUUACAUUAAUAACUUACAAUGUUAAUAUAAAAAAAUAUUCACUCUAUAAAAAUAUAUAAUUAAUGAUAUAUUCCACUAAAUUAAAUAAGUAAUAUUUUUUCUGGUGUUGUAAUAAAUGUAUUUAUAUUUUUCCGAAUGAUAGAAUGUUUUAAUAUGUCUACAAUUUGAAUGUGAAUCAAAAUAUCUGUGUUCAAAAACUAUGAUGAGCUAUGAAUGUUAUUGUGUAAAGAAAAAUUAUAUAUUGAAUGUUAUAUUUACAUAUAUAAUUCGAGUAGAUUCUGUAUUUAUCUAACUAUAAAACUUCAAACUUGUAGCGUACCCUCUCUUACUCAUAUUUUGAUAAUUAAAAUCUUUUUUAAUUAGAUACUCAUCAUCAAUACGAUUUGCAAUGCAUAAUGAUAAAAUUGCACAUAUUUAUUAAUCAUAUUCAUAUUGACUAAAUCUCGGCAAAUAGGUACAUAAAUAUACUCAGCGUAUACUUCACUGAAUUCAUCAACUAACUUUUUAAUUUAAUUUUUUACUAAUUUCAUAAACAAAGGCAUUCAUUUCUGUUAGUCAGCCAAUUUACAGAUAAGUUCCUGUGCCAUACAUUUAAGUGGAUUACAGUUGUGCAUGCAUGGUAUCUUAAUGUUUUAUCGUCGACAUUAUUGUGUGUAUGAAAUCAACAAAAAAAUCACAGAAAUAACUAGCAAAAAAAAGAUUUUGGUUUACCUAAGUACUUACUUAUUAAAAUAUUUUUCAACAAAAAAAAAAAACGAAAUUGCAAUUAUUUGUUGAAAAAUAUUUAUUUUUUUUGUCAAAUAAGUUACAACUUAGUGCGUACUUAUUAUUUAUUUUUGGCAGAGUUUAUUUACUAAUUGAAUUACUUAAAACAUGCAUUUAUCGGUAUGUACUUAUAAUGAUUGGCAAUCGGCACAUCUUGGUGGCGAAAUAAUCUCAAAAUAUUUUUUUUGUACAUAAACUAUGCAACCAAAUACAAAUAAAUCAAAUUCAACAACUAAGCUAUACUUAGUAGGUACCUAUUUUAAAGAAAAAGUCGACAAAUUGUGCCGAUUUCUAUCAAAGCCAAGUCUGUUUGAUUGGAGAAUACUUAUUUAGAUGAUUGCUUCACCCUAGACUAUCUUAUUGUGUAAAUUAUUUUGCCAAAUAUGUAGAGACUUCCCUUCGUUUCCAUGUAAAUAAUACUAAGAUCCAUCGUCAUUUAUUCCUAAUUAGUUAUAAGUGUAAGUUUAAUAUGAGAAGUAAUAUUCAUUAAUUUACAUAAUUUCUGGUGGAGUUCAAAUGCUUGUUUCCCUCCGUUAUAUUAGUUAAGUUACUUGUAUCUAAAUAAUAUUUGCAUAUCAUUUUGAUUCUAGCAGCAAAUUAAAUAACUAUUUGGGCCUAAAUUAGUUACCGACUGUACUUAUAUAUUUCAAAAAUGUAAUUCCGGCGUUUAUUUCUUAAGAAAAUACAUUAAAUUGUAAAAGUUGGAAAAUCCCAGUUAAAACUUUUUUGUAAAUGUGUGUAAAUUUUAGUAGUCUAUAUUAGAUGUUACGUAGAUUAUCUAAAGCAUACCUAAUUGAAAACAAAAUAAAAAUAACGAGAAAAGAGCAUUACAAAUCGUUA
This is a messenger RNA of Plodia interpunctella (Indianmeal moth), 5986 nucleotides long. RefSeq names its product spire (gene spir). The coding region runs from base 311 to 2866 and encodes 851 amino acids. Gene Ontology annotation, molecular function: actin binding. Gene Ontology annotation, cellular component: cell cortex; cytoplasmic vesicle membrane. NCBI's taxonomy places the organism in Eukaryota, Metazoa, Arthropoda, Insecta, Lepidoptera, Pyralidae. The record is from RefSeq and is a predicted model, not a curated record. Gene Ontology annotation, biological process: Golgi vesicle transport; actin nucleation; cleavage furrow formation. The transcript is spliced from 19 exons.